AUGUCUGCGCUACACCUGGACCAGUACCCAGGUAGAAGAAAACCUCUGAACAGGGUCUGUUUUUUUCUUCUUUUUACAUUUGACUUAAAAUUGAUCACACUCCAAAAAAACACUAAUGAUAAAAUGUUUUUUAGUCUGGAGUGACAUGAAAACGAAAAACCAGUAAUGUUAACUUUGAUGCAGUGGCAGUAACAACUGUCAAAACUGUAAGGAUAACUAUGCUGAUAAUGAACCCAGCUAAACUUGUCAAGUGCACAGUUUUCAACUGUGCUUUAUUGAUUUGUCCAGCUAAACUUCAAUUCUUUAAUAAUAUUAGGAUCAUGCUAAUGUUAAAAUGCAAAAACCUCAAAAAGUUUACGAGAAGAUCCAGAGGAACUACAAGAAGGACAACGAGAACUUCAAGAACAGCAUGACAACGUUGACAUGGCUUUUGCUGUAAGGUUGGUCAUCUUUCUGAGGGUAGGUGAACAUCUUCUUGUUUGUGGAUGUGAUCAUCUUGAUUUAAAACUCAAAAAAAAAAAAAAGGUUUGAGGGGUGUUUUCCAAAACUUGAUCUCAAAUCCAGAAACAAGGUUCAAAAGGUUGCUUUUCAUGACUUGAUCCAAACCCAGAAAUAGGUUCUCAACGUGCUUUCAAAGACUUGAUUUCAAGCUCUACAAAGAUUUGUAAAAGUUGCUUCCAAAGACUUGAUCUUAAAAACAAAAAACAAGGUUUAAAAGGUUUCUUUCAAAAGCUGGUUCUUGAACAAGCAAAGACGGUAUGUUAAAGGUCUGGUCUCAAAAGGUAUGUCAAAAGCACUUUUAAUUUGACAAAAGCACCUUUUUAGUUUGACAAAAGCACCUAAUCUAACAAGAGCACCAUCAAGCCUAAAAAUAAAUUGCCUCUACUCAGUCAAAAAUGGCAUAAACCAAACAAUCAAAGCUUUUUCUCAGCAGUACUAUCACGGAGAACAAGAAGACCACUCAGAAGAACCAAAGGAGUAGAAGAAGACCGGAUGUGGACCCUGUGUGUCAACGCCGAAACCUCUGAACAGGACUGGGUCUGUUUUUUUUCCUUUUACAUUUGACUUAAAUAUGAUGAUCACACUCCAAAAAAACCCUAAUGAUAAAAUGUUUUUUAGUCUGGAGUGACAUGAAGACGAAAAACCAGUAAUGUUAACUUUGAUGCUGUGGCAGUAACAGCUGUCAAAACUGUAAGGAUAACUAUGCUGAAAAUGAACCCAGCUAAACUUGUCAAGUGCACAGUAUUCAACUGUGCUUUAUUGAUAUGUCCAGUUAAACUCCUAUUCUUUCAUAGUAUUAGGAUCAUGCUAAUGUUAAAACUGCAAAAACCUCACGAAUUAAGACCAACAGAUCCAGAGGAACUACAAGAAGGACAACGAGAACUUCAAGAACACCGUGACAACAUUGACAUGGAUUCUGCUGUAAGGUUGGUCAUCUUUCUGAGGGUAGGUGAUCACCUUAUUUUUAUAUGUGAUCAUCUUGAUUUCAAACUCAGAGGUUUGAGGGGUGUUUUCCAAUCUCAAAUCCAGAAACACGGUUCAAAAGGUGCUUUCAUGACUUGAUUUCAAACCAAAAAACAAGGUUCCAAAGGUGCUUUCAAAGACUUGUUCCCAACCCAGAAACAUGGUUCCAAAGGUGCUUUCAGAGACUUGUUCUUAAAAAAAAAAGGGUUCAAAAGGUGCUUUCAAAGACUUGUUCUCAACCCAGAAACAAGGUUCAGAAGGUGCUUUCCAAGGUAUGAUUUCAAAACAAAAAAAAUAUUCUAAAAAGGUGCUUUUCAAAAACUUGAUCUCGAACCAAAAAAGGCUUAAAAGGUGCUUUAAAAAUCUUUAUAUUUAACCAAAAAAGGCUUGAAAGGUGCUUUCAAAAUCUUGAUCUCCAACCAAAUACAAGGUCCAAAAGGUGCUUUAAAGAACUUGAUCUCAAACCAAAAACAAGGUUCCAAAAAGGUGCUUUAAAAAGACUUGAUUUCAAACCAAAUUCAAGGUUCCAAAGGUGCUUUCAAAGACUUGUUCCCAACCCAGAAACAUGGUUCCAAAGGUGCUUUCAGAGACUUGUUCUAAAAAAAAAGGGUUCAAAAGGUGCUUUCAAAGACUUGUUCUCAACCCAGAAACAAGGUUCAGAAGGUGCUUUCCAAGGUAUGAUUUCAAAACAAAAAAAAUAUUCUAAAAAGGUGCUUUUCAAAAACUUGAUCUCGAACCAAAAAAGGCUUAAAAGGUGCUUUAAAAAUCUUUAUAUUUAACCAAAAAAGGCUUGAAAGGUGCUUUCAAAAUCUUGAUCUCCAACCAAAUACAAGGUCCAAAAGGUGCUUUAAAGAACUUGAUCUCAAACCAAAAACAAGGUUCCAAAAAGGUGCUUUAAAAAGACAUGAUCUCAAACCCAGAAACAUGGUUCCAAAGGUGUUUUCAAAGACUUGUUCUCAAACAAAAAAGGUUCGAAAGGUGCUUUCAAAGACUUGUUCUCAAACAAAAGGGUUUAAAAGAUGCUUUCAAAGACUUGUUCUUAAACUCAGAAACAUGGUUCAGAAGGUGCUUUGCAAGGUAUGAUUUCAAAACAAAAAAAAUAUUCUAAAAAGGUGCUUUUCAAAAACUUGAUCUAAGACCAAAAAAGGCUUGAAAGGUGCUUACAGAAUCUUGAUCUCAAACCAAAUACAAGGUAACAAAAGGUGCUUUCAAAAUCUUGAUCUCAAACCAAAAACAAGGUCCAAAAGGUGCUUUAAAAAACAAGGUUCCAAAAAGGUGCUUUAAAAAGACAUGAUCUCAAACCCAGAAACAUGGUUCAAAAGGUUAUUUCAAAGACUUGUUCUCAAACCCAGAAACAUGGUUCAGAAGGUGCUUUUCAAGGUAUGAUUUCAAACAAAAAAAAAAAAAGGUUCUUAAAAAAGGUGCUUUUCAAAAACUUGAUCUCAAACCAGAAAAAGGUUUGAAAGGUACUUUAAAAAUCCCGAUCUCAAACCAAAUACAAGGUCAAAAAGGUGCUUUAAAAAACUUGAUCUCAAACCAAAAACAAGGUUCCAAAAAGGUGUUUUCAAAGACUUGCUCUCAAACCCAGAAACAUGGUUCAGAAGGUGCUUUUCAAAAACUUGAUCUCAAACCAGAAAAAGGUUUGAAGGUACUUUAAAAAUCUUGAUCUCAAACCAAAAACCAAAAUAGGUUAAAAGGGUGCUUUCAAAAACUUGAUCUCAAACCAAAUUCAAGGUUCUUAAAGGUGCUUUAAAAGACUUGAUCUCAAACCCAGAAACAUGGUUCUAAAGGUGCUUUCAAAGACUUGUUCUCAAAAAAAGGCUUCAAAAAAGGUGCUUUCAAAGACUUUUACUCAAACAAAAAAGGGCUCAAAAGUUGCUUUUCAAGGAUUGAUCGCAAACAGAGGUGCUUUCAAAGAUUUAAUUUUAAAGAAAAAAUUUUUUAAGGUGUUUUCAAAGCCUUAGUCCCGAACCAAAAAAGCUUCAAAAGGUACUUUCAUAUACUUUACCUCAAACCCCCAAAAAGUUUUAAAAGGUGCUUCCAAGGACUUGAUCUUAAACCCAAAAUAUAAGGUUUAAAAGGUGCUUAAAAAAACUGGUUCUUAAAACAAGCAAAGACGGUAUGUUAAAAGUCUGCUCUCAAAAGGUUUGUCAAAGCAGCUUCAGCAAAAUCACUAUCAACUAAAACUAAGUUUCAAAACCACCAACAUCGCAACAACCGUCAAAGUGCUUCCAAAGGAUCCAACGGAAAAAACAACAAGACAGCAACAUUUGCGCAUUGUUUCUAUCAGAUGUAACUGUCAACACUAAACAGAACGAGGACAAUAAACAAACUGUGUAGAUCCUCCAACUGUUUUUGUUAAAACUGUAGUUUUUCUUAUUUUUAUUUAUUCUUUGUAUUUUUGUGAACCUUUGAAUCUCUGAAAUGGAAUCCUUGAACUGUGCUUGUCAUGAUCUGCAUGUGUUGUACUUUUUUUUUUUUUUAAACUGAUUUAUUUUCUGUAUGUUUGGCCAUGUUUCUUUGAGUGCAUAUGUAUGUAUGUCUGUUUUCCUCCGAACAUCAGCAGGUCUGACAAGGUGACCACUCUUCUCCUGGAGGAACUGUUGCUGCAGAAACUCAAAGUGCCGCCUUCCUGUUCCGUCUGGGAAAUCCAAGGGUGGUCAUCUUGUUGAAGGUAAGAUGAACUUUUCAUUGUGGUAACGUUAUGUUUUCACCAAAGUAACCACAAGAAAGCAUGUAAGAAACCAGGUCCUGCAUUCUGAUAACUUCAUCCAUAUUCAGUUUCAAACAGAUUUUCUUAUGCUGCACCUCACCUUCACUGUCUUUAAGUUGAGUAUUUUCUGCAUUUGUAUGUGUGUCUCUCUCCUUUUCCCCAACCAUCACAGAAGUGGGCAUCUUCAGUGUUGAACCUGGCAACCACCAAUGUCUUCAGGAAGGAUCUAGAUCACCUCUAAGAGACGAAGUCAGGCAUCCUUGUGCUGCAGGUAAGAUGUGAUGGGGAACACCACUUAACACACUGUCCUAUUGUCACCCAAAUGUCUGAAUGCUUCAACUCCACAAACAACUUUUCUCUGGUUAUUAAAUCGUUUUCACAAAGGCGCAAUGUGACGUGGGUGUGCCUCAGCUGUUCUACCAAAGUUAAGGCCCACCUAAGCUCGAUCUAUGCCUGUUUUUAUGUUGAUUACAUGUAAGGCUGGGUCAGUGUUUCCAAUGUCGUGACUAUAACCUCUGUUCGAAAACCAGUAGGUGAUGCUACAGCUGUGUAUUUUGUGAGUAUUUUGUUGUUUGCAGGUGACUCAAGGAUGUGGAUGCAGGAGAAUAUUAGCUCUUAAGUGAAGCUGCAGCCUUUUCUGAUGUUUAACUGUACAGAUUUGUGUGUUUCUGUCUGUAACAAUCAUACUCAUUUUCUGUGCCUGUAAAGGCAUAGUUUUAUAUGUUAUUUUUCAGAACAAAUCCUGAUGUCCUCUAGAAAAGAGCCCAGCUGGAGAAGUGUGUCCGACGUCCCAGUCGAACGAUAAAAACAUUUCAGCCAUAAGGUGGGUUAUUUUAUCAAAAAGGUAGGUGAAUGUCUCUAUUGAAACACAACAGCUGAAACAGUUAUAAUACUCUGAUGCAAAGAUGCAACACCACAAGGUUCAACGAUCAAAACACAACAAACCAACCAAAAACAAGGUUUAAUAAGUGUUUUCAGCCACACAACCACAAAUCAACAAGGUUCACAACGAUGCGUUCAAAGACAAUAUGGAAACAGACAGCAAGGCUCAUGAGGUGCUUUCAGGGACGUGAUGGUAACACAAACAAGGUUUAAAUGGUGCUUUCAAUGACACAACAAAAAGGUUUAAAUGGUGCUUUCAGUGACAAAAGGACAAAUCAACAAGGUUUAAAUGGUGCUCACUGGGACACAAUGGUAAUACAAGGUUUAAAUGGUGCUUUCAAUGACAAAAGGGAAAACCACCAACAAGGUACAAAAGGUGGUUUUAACUCAAAAGUUUAACGACAACAGUCAAUAAAUCAAGAAAUGCUAAAAACACUAAAUAAAAACCAAACCAAAAAAGAAAAUUCACAACCAACCAGGGAAUGGUUCAGCAUCACUCAAGGUUAAAAGGGUUUUAUGACUUUAAAAAGGUUUUUUCUGUUUUCAUGAAACUUGGUUGGCAUGAAAAUGUCAAAAAAAUGUCAGUUGCAAGUUUUACCAAAUACUUGCUGAGCCCACCACUAAAACAACAAAAUCCAAAAAGCAAAACAACAACUCUUAAAGAAACAACAAAUCGGCAAAGUUCACUCAGUUCUCCAAAAGGAAACCAACUCAACAAGGACAACCUCAACAUCAACUUCAACUUCAGGCCUCACCAACGUCUCCUCUACAGCUUCAACUUAAAUGAGGGGGACAAUGAACUGUAACCAUAAAAUGUUUUUUUGUUUCUUGUUUGACCCUCCAGUCUCUGUAAAAAUCUGAGAUGUUUGUUUUCUUUGUGUUUUUUUUCUCUUCUUGAUUAGUUUCUUUUGACCCUCCAGUCUCUGUGAAAAUCUGAGAUCUGUACUUGUCAUGGUUUUUUGUGUCCUGUUAUUCUGUACGAGGUUUUUAUGCCUCCCUUUGGCUGCACAUGUAUGUCUCUGCUUUUCGCCUAAACAUGACGGAGAUGUUGAGCCGUGGCGUUGGAUGUGCUGACCACCACCAGGUCCUGGGAGGAUCUGAUGCUGCCCCACUUCGAUGAGCUGCUCCUCCAUCCAGACUGGGAAGUUUUUAAGAGUCACCGUCAAGCUGAAGGUUUCUGAAGUUCUCUUUUAAUGAUUUUGAGAAACUUUUCAAAGUUCUUGUAGUUGUUUUCACCGAGGUCCAAACACUCCAGCUUUUCUGGGGGUUUGUAGACGCCCAAGAGAAAAUUGAAUUUAAAUCUGUCCAAAAUCUAUCUUGUGUUGUUACAGUCUACAUCCAAGAAGACCCUGGCAGACCCCAUCACCUGCUGGACUCUGAGCUCCUGCAUACUGGGUUACAGGUGAGCAUGGAGUACAGAUUCCACCACCUACAAAAAAACCUGGUACAGCAGUUUUAUCUAAUGCAUCCAGAUUUCCUAACCCCUGCCAAUUUUAAUCUCUCCCAAACACCAGUGCUUUGCCCACUUUGAGGGACGGAUCUUCUUCAUUCUGGACCCCAUUUUAACUGAAGUCUGCACCACCACAGAAACCUGCUUCUGGACACCAUCAGACUCUACCAGAUGCCGUGGGCACCAUCCCCGAGAAACCGGUACAUAAAACAGAGAUAAUGAUUCACUUAUAGGUUAAAAACUGUGCCGGUCUAAAGAAUAAAUUUGUCCUUUUGUUUUAGGACUACACCGAGACGUCGAUGACCCCCUCUUGCUCCAGGACCCGGCUGGAGAAUGAAGACAAAGACUUGGUCCCCUGAUUAGAGGUAAGUCAAUCUUUGCGAGUGGUCUUGCUUGUUUCAGUCAAAGUUUUAUGGUGAUAAAUUGAUGUUAACAGUCCACUAACUGGAUCUGAUCCCUGUCUGCCUUCUGUAGUCACCACCCUGCAGGCGGACUUCCUGUCUCACUGUAAGCCCGUAGACCUUCAACCUCGUCCAGAAAACCCUUACUCAGGACAUGGUGAAUGCGCCUUUCUCUUUCAGGCUCUACUUUGGGGAGCACACAUGAGCAGCUUUCUUAAAUCCUUCUAACAGAUGAGUCCGUUAAGAUGAUAAUAGUUGGAUGUUUUUACUCGAUGGGCACAGAUAAACCUCCACAACCCAUGAAGAGUGCAAGCUUUGCUAUGUCACUGUCACUUUAUAGAUCUCCUCCACCUUUUAUAUCGCUGACAUUAUCAGUAUUAUUGACAUUAUAGGAUUAUCACUGAGACCUUUUCUGACUGAUAGAAAACUAAAUGAAAACGAGGCAGAAUAUUCACUCAUGACAGUUUUCUUCAUUUACAGGAGGAUACUCGAGUCUCGACUGAGGACCCAGUGAUGAAGAUGGAUGACCUGUCUGUGACACAAGGGUCAUAGAGGAUAGUUCUGUACUGAUGAAUCUAUUAUAAAUUACUCAUCUGUUUGACCAGAUGAUGUGUUGUUAAACUUGCUAACAUUUGAGUUUCUUUGGUGCAAACCUGUAAGAUCUACAGCUAGUAGAGUCGUCUUACAAUUGUAACCAAGUGGUUUUUGUGUUGUACUGAAUUUGAUUUCUCAUUAUAUUUGUAAAACUAAAUGUUUAAUCUGAGCUUCAUUUAUGGCUUAAACUUUGUUAAAUGGAGGCUGAAACUGUGACAGCAUGUAGAGAGCUUUUUGUCCACUGGGGUAUUUUUUUCCUUCUAUAUUUUUCCCCAGCUGGUUUUUCAUCUCUACCUCCACCAAACUCACUCUGUACACAAAGCUUGUCUUAAAUGUCAUCUUUUUGGAUGCACAUAUUCUAUUUUGCUCAUAUUGCUUUGUCUUUAUUUUGUUCAUUUUUCUGUCAUGCUUUAUUCCUCUCUCUGCUCCAUGUUUUUUUGCAUUUGUAUUACACAUAUAACUAACUUUUCACAUAUUUUGUCUGAGUCAAUAACUGACAGUGAAAUACCGUGAUUGUGUUUGGUAAAACUUGUCAACUUGACUCUGUUUUUAAAUAAAGUUUUGUUUAAAUGGAAUCAAAAACUUUUCUCUGGAUGUCAGUUUUUUAUUUUGAUAAUAUGCACAGUAGGUUAGAAAGUUUUAAAAUCAGACGUGAACACUUUUAAAAUCAGUUCUCUGGCAAAAUUGAGACGAGCCUUAAUGUUCUUUUGUUCAGCAGUGGUUUCCGUCUUGUGACUCUGUCAUGCAGGCUGCUUUUGCCCAGAGUCUCUUAUGGUGGAGUCAUGAACACUGACUCUAACUGAGGAAAGUGAGGUCUGCAGGUCUUUGGAUGUUUUUGUUGUUGUUUUGUGACCUCUUGGAUGAGUAGUUGUUGUGCUCUAGAAAUGGCUUUAUAACCUUUUCCAGACUAAUAGAUUUUAAUUUCUUUCUCUCAUUUGUUCCUGAAUUUCUUUAGAUCUCAGCAUGAUGUCUAGCUUUUGAGGAUCUUUUGAUCUACUUCACUUAAUUUACCAUAUUUUCCUAUAAAAUGUUUAACUACAUUUUACUACUCAUAAAAAAUAUUAACUUAGCCAGCACGUGGUUACAAAAUUCAAAACUUUGUGUCUUGUUUCCCGAAGAAAAACAAACUUUUGACAAAGUUUUUGAUUUUCACAGAGAUUAAACUUUAACUGUGAAACUGACAAAUGUCUAAUGUUUCGGCAGAUUGAGCCGUGUACAUGAACCUUUACUGUUUGGUGUUUGAAAAAAAGCGAAUGCACCCUUGAAUAACUCACUCAGCCAGUCUCACUCAGUCUAGAGGAGCUUCUUAUGUAGGGCAGUAAUGGUCAGGGAGAGAACCAAAGAGAGUUCACAUACAAAUUCAACCAUUACAUUUCAACAAUUACAUUUCUUUUCAAGGGGGUGUUUAUUUAAACAGAAAAAAAGGUGUGUUAAAUCAGAUAAAAUAAGAGGAAGGUUUUCUUGUCCUUGUAAAACAUUAUUAUCUCACAGAUCGGGGCUGUAUGAACCAUGCUAGUAGUCUGUGAUAUGUUCAGAUGUAACCAGAUCCGUUCAUGUUGAUUAAUUAGGUGGCUGCUCAGUAUUCUGUUUAUUGUAUUAGAGCUGCUUUGUGAAACCAGUUUGAUUAUAAAAGUGUUUGUUGUCUCUUUAUGAUUCAUCUCAUUUCAAAGUGGUUGGACCAGUUUGGUCACACCUGCUGUAACCUGCAGCCAUAUACACCAGGGGCUUCUUCCACCCAUGCACUCUGGUUGCUUGAUUGUUCUGCUGAUUUAGUGUUUGAUUGGCCUUUACCACAUUGAGCAACAUAAAAUAAAAAAACGAACUUCCCAUUGUGAAAGAAAAACCAGUAAUGCCUACCUUUCAAAAGGUUUGAUGAACCAAUUGUGAAAAUCAAGGUCAGUGUAGAAAAAACUAUUAAGCUGAAUGUCAAUUCAGACAUUGUCUUUUGCCUGACGUCUGUGUAUUGUUUUUGAGUCUUUUUUUUCAAAUUCGUCAUUAGAUUAUAUAAUCCCUCUUAACAUGCUGCUGAUCUUUCUCAGAGUUGGUGUAAUACUCCCAGAUUGCUACCCUGCUCGGUCAUAGUUGACCAUAAAGCCAAAUCAGAAAAGGUCACACAAUUGGUGAACAAUACUUUCCACAGAAAAUACCUUGGUAAAAGCAAAGCUCUGACUUUGAAAACUUCUAAAAAAAAGUAUGAGUACACAGAAAAGCUGUUGGUUACUGUUUUGCUUCUAACAGUCAAAUGUGAAUAUAAGCUAAUAAAAAUAUUUUUUAACUUACGAGAGCCCCUUUAUCUCCAUCACAAUGUAUCCUCUCCUCUUUGCAUCUUUUUUGUUUUCACGUUCAAAUAAAAUGUGUGUUUUUAUGUAUUAUAGACAGGAACAUAAGAGUCAUGGGUGAUUUGAUGCAACUUUUUAAAUCAAGAAUUAUUUUCUUUUUAAGAUACUCUUCUCAUGAAUCAAAGUCAAUCAUGUGAAGUAAUGCCAAUUUAUACAUUUAGGAGGUGUAUUUGAUAUGAGACUUUCAUGAAGACAACAUAUAAACAAUCCACUCACUAAUGUCAGGAGGUCUUACUUAGGAUUGAAUCGGGGACCUGCUUUUUUAAUCUGUGGAGUAUAUUUCUGUUGGAUCAAGGUUUGACUUUGGAAGUACAUGGUCAGCAGUUAAACCUGUUAGCAAGCACAGUAGAGCAGCAAACUGCAGAUAUUGUAUAAUCUCUGUUUUUUUUAUAGUCUAUUUAGGAGCAGUCUGAAGUCUGCCAGUGUGUGCCCUCUAAGUGGAAGCAGAUUAAAUGCACUCGGGGUUAUGUCAGAAACAACUGGCACACAGUGACCGCAGUGAAUCAAAAGGUCAUGGCUCCAACAUUAAGGGUGGUGCGGGCAUGUUGGCAAAAGAGGAGGACACAGACAAAAAAAAAAAAAAGCUUUUGGAGGAAUACAAUAAAGAGUUUAGUUCAACAAGGCAGAGUAAUAAGGUUUCAAACUUAGUGCCAUAGUUAGAUACAGUGACUGUGAAGAUUUUUAUGAAUGCUAAAUGGAUUUGCAGUCAGAUUUUGUGAGAUCUGCUGAUGACAACUUUAGUUUCUAAUUGGUGUUUAAAGGAGGAGGUCUGAUUGUCUGGAUGUGUGUGUGCUGGUUGAUUGUUGCAAUGUUGGCUGGGUUAUGAUAAAUAGAACAGUGUGGGUGUUUUUUUUUAUUUUUUUAUAUAUGUAUAUUUUAUUUGUUAUAAUUUUUUUUCAUUUUAUAUAAUUUUCGUUUCCAUUCCUUUCCUUUCCUUUGCUUUCAUUCCUUUUCCUUUGAGUAAUUGAUUGAUUCAUAUUUUACUUUAUUUUUCUUCUUCAGUGGACGAUGAACGAGAAUAUGACCAUAGGGUGGCAGUAAUGCAGUUUAGUAAAAUCAACCUGCCGUCAAGACACCACAGAAGAAAAUGUGUGUACAACCAGAAAACAAGCCGUAGAAGAAGAGACCUCGCUCUAAUCCUCAGAGUCCCGCUGCAGGUAGGUGGAUUCAUAAUCUCAAUGAAAAUAUCUACUAAUAUGCGUUUGUUUCGCACAUCUCUGGACCCCGUUUUAUUUAGUGUUGGGGUUUCAUUAGUGAAAACACCACAGUGUGCGUGUUCUGGCUUUGAUCUGAAAUCAGCUGUUUUUAAUGCACCUCCUCUUAUUUUUAACAUGAGUUUCCCCAGUGAACCCCGUAAUGCUCGUUCAUGAUUAAAAUCAUGUUUGUGGUACUUAAUUACUUUACGUUUGAAUCAGUUUGCGCUCUUGGAAUAAUAAAAAAUAUUAAUUUAUUGUAAAAUGUAUAUAUAUUUUUUUAUUAUUUUAGUUUUUAUUAUUCUUAUCCACCAGGUACAUAAAAACACAAUGUUAUUAUGAGGAAAUGCUGACUCAGCAUUGCUGACUCGUUAUUCUGACCUACAUUGUUCCAGGUGAGGUUGAUUGCAGUUUAGUUUAAACCGCAUUGUGACAUUAUGCAUUUAAAGAAAGCUUAUUACUUUUUUUUACCAACAACGUGCUGGUAAAAUGGUGCAUUCAAGUGCUUCUUCAAUUAUUAAAAUUCUGGACUGAGAAGAGGUUUUAUCUGAGUGUCUCACUGUCAGGGGCGUGUCCAGGGUGUUUGUGUAGGGUGGCCCAGCACAGGCAGCGACUCGGGCAGGGAAGGCCAGCAUAUGUGGGCAUACACACAGAUUAAUAGAAUUAAAGGAAUAUUCUGGGGCAAUAUAAAAUUUACACCGUGCCACUGAAUUUGAUACCCCGACGAGAGAUGAAUGUUGCAGACCGCUUGAUUCUCUAGUUAUAACAACUUUAGUAACGACCGCACGAUAGCAAUACACAGAGCCACGCGCUCGACCAAAAAGCCACUCUAUAGCCACAAAUAAUGCUCAGAACAGCACCUAACUUCAUCAACAGUACAUAUAGGGUCCCCAACCACAGCACAGUGUUCAAACUUAUUAAAAAACCUAUAAUAUUUUGUUACUAAUUAACUUAAUCUGUUUCUUGCUUUUUAUUCAGUACAACAGAUGUGCAAAAAAGCCGCUCACAUCAGCUGCUUGUUUGAAUAAAAACUGUUUCCACACCAUGUGUUACACCUUACACGUGCUUCUUUACCUGUCAGGUGAUCGACAUGUUGCCCGUGGUGGUGGUCCAUGGAGGGGCGGGUCAUAUCCCAAAGGAGCGCUCAGAUAUAUCCAUAUCAGGAGUGUGUGCAGCAACCCGAGCUGGAUAUGUUGUCCUAAAGGGAGGGGGCAGCAGCAUGGACGCUGUGGUGGAGGUUGUGACACAGUUGGAGAAUAACCCUGCCUAUAAUGCAGGCAAGAGGAUUUCACUCAUAAAUAGUCACAUUUAUCUUAAAUCACUUUAUAAGUGCAGAGUUGCAUUUUCAUUUUACAUUCCACUGCACUUGUCUUGAGUGUACAAAUUUUAGCCCUGCUAUAAGCUAAAAUAAACAACAUCACUAUGUAAGAAUUGUACUUAUAGCUCAGGAGAUGAAGGGCUGACUUGUUGAACUUUUAGAAACGUGUCACAUCAAAGUCUGUUAUUGCUGCUUUUUUGCAAUAAUUAAUGUAUCUUAUAUAACAUACAAACGCUUCAUAAAUAUCAUUUUUCUACUGAGGUGAGUGUCGAUCAAUUGUUUUGCAUUUCAUCCCUCAGGCCGUGGGUCGGUGCUGAACAUGAAGGGGGAGGUGGAGAUGGAUGCCUUUGUGAUGGAUGGUAAAACUCUGGCGACUGGUGCAGUGUCUGCUGUACGCAAUAUCGCAAACCCCAUCCAGCUAGCAAGACUUGUGAUGGACAAGGUGACUUUCUUUGAAUAUGAUGCACUGAAGGUUUUAUUAAAUCGCGUGUGAAAUAACACAUCGCUGUAGCUACUGAUGUGAUGACACCCCUGCUCCUUGCUACAUUGGUGCCUUACUACACACUGUUGUUGCGAUUACGUGGGCUCUGCAUGCUAGAUCCGGGCGCUGCUAGAUAGAGGGUGCCAGAGUGGAGUCUGAAAUGGACUGCUUGAAUUGGAGUGCUGAAAUCUGGUAUUUGUUUUUUUGCUGAUAUUGGAGUGAUACCCAACAACAAAAUCGACAUCCCUAUUUUUAUUGCUUGCACCCACAACAAAUGUAAAUAUUCAGAUUUGUGAUUAUAUAGCCUUAGCAUGGGAUGUUGAUUCAGCCUGAUGGUUGGGUCAUGGGCCCAAAAUACUUUUUAAACUAGCCAACAGCAGAGCUCACCAGCCAGCAAAAAGCAGCGCACACAUAUGUCAUAUGUUUGACAUGUGUUUAGUAAUAUCUACAGACAAAUGUAGCUGCACAAGUGCACAGACAUUUGUCUGUUAUUCUUGGGUGUUGACUCUGGUCCAACAGGUGUAGCAGCUUUGGCACCAUACCUUUUGAAAUGCAAAUAUGUAGUUAGUAAAGUCAUUAGAUAUGACCUGCAUGUGUUUGCAGUUUUAUUGUGUACCAACCAGGAUUCUUCAUCCAGUGCAGAGCUGUGAUUUAAUACGUGAUCUCUGUUUCAGACAAGUCACGCAUGUCUGACGGCAGAGGGUGCCGCUCAAUUUGCCCGCUCUAUGGGUGUCCCUGAGGUGCCCAUGGAGUCCCUCAUCACGGACUACGCCCGCAUGCGCUGGAGGAAGAACCUGGCUCCUGAUGCCAACCCUGUGGAGUGCCAAAUGUGAGACUUUACACAUUUACCCAGAAAAAUAUUUGAUCAUUUAAAAAUGAUUCAUGAGACACAGUGAUCAGUCCCUUCCUGAGGGAGGACUUUCUGAAUCAUACCGAGCCCAGGAAUCCACAGCAGUGAUGGUUCGAGGAGCCUCUACAGAUGUUUAGACAGGUUUUUGGGUGGUGACUCCAGGUCAUGGUUGGAAUUCAUUGUUGCUGCUGAGACCAGCUGUCGACAGCUGCACCCAUCAUGAAAGAGGAAGCUCUUUUAUUCCAAUAUUUUGAUCUGAUGAUAUAAUAAAGAAAAGAAACCACUUAAUAGUUUAUAAAGUUUUAAAGAAGGAUAUAUUUUUCAACAAAGUGGUCAACCAGCAGCUUCUAUUUUUCAUGCGGUAAAUGAACUCAGGCUUCAAACCAUGUUCAAAAGUGUCCCUCUUUUUUGGUAUGUGCAGGGGGAAGAUGGGCACAGUUGGGGCUGUGGCGGUUGAUAGUGAGGGUGUGGUCGCCUGUGCCACCUCCACUGGAGGAAUUCUGAACAAGAUGGAGGGACGAGUGGGCGACACACCGUGCGUAGGUAAGUCCUCAUAAAUACAACUUUUUAGUCAUGCAUCAAAUUAUUAAAUAGAAUAAAUAGAAAUAACCAACACUGCUCAUGUGUUCUCUGCUGCUGAGUCUGAACAGUCAGACAUGUCAGAUAAUUGUAACGCCUCAGUUAACAUGAGCCACAGCAAUGACUUACAGAGAGCUGUCUUUGUCUUUUCGGAUUUUUUAGCUCUCAAACAGGCUUCAGUGUUUAUGUCAUCAUGUUUUAUAAGCAGUUUUUAAGUACUUGCUCGGGAAAGAUAAAGACUAACUGACAUGAUAGUCUGAGAAAUGCUCGACUGGUCGACCUUUGAUCAGGAGAACAUAGAUGUGUGGUUAUUGAGUAAACAAAAGCUGCAGUGUUGUAGGUUGACAACAUGGUGCAGCUUUUAAUUUUUACUUCAAACAUUGUGUCCAAAGCUCGUUCAGUUAACAGUCUGUAAAUCUGUUGUGUGUCCAGACCAAAAGCUGAGCAAAGAUUCACCUGAGACUACUUUUGCAAGUUUGAGUGUGUUACAGUUUGGGGUGUCCUAGUCAUCAUCCUGGUUUUAACUUUGUCCUAAAAGUUUUUAUUUUUAUUUUUAAAGAGUAUCAGUUUUUAAGAGUAUUGUAUUUCAAUAUUCUGCUUGAAUGGACAGCACUUUGUUCUUAAUUCUGUGUAUGUCAAGUGCAUUAUAAAAAAAGUUUGAUUAAUGGAUAAAUUAUGAUUGUGCAAAACUAACAGGAAUCAUAGGAUGCUUUAAAUGACCUUUGUUAUGUAUAUUGUCAUGAACCUUGAAGUAGCGCUUUUUGUAGCAGCAAAGUUUGAGCCGUUGCUUUAGCGACACACCAUUCCUUUUUUCUCUUGUGAAAUCUGUACACUUAGAGUAGGUGAAUCCUGAGCUCUUAGUUGCAUUAAGUUGUAUGCAUGUGUGAUAGCUGAUGUGAUUGAUCAGGGUGAGGUAGCUCAGAUGAGGAUCGAUGAGGAUUGGGACAUCCUUAGUGAAACUUUGUAGUUAUCCAGAUUGUUGAAAAACAAGUCAGAAAUGCCGAGCUUGUCAGAAAACCAAACUCUGUCUGGAUUCACAACAUCACCAGGAAGUGCACACAGUUCUGCUAUUUUCACAGCCUCAUCCAGGAAGUGUCUGCUUUGACUUUGAAAACAGUCAUCAGAUUCUUUUAGCUGACCAGUUCCUGCUUUGGUGACCUGUAAGCCAAAAUUUUCAAUUCCAGUUUUCAUUUCAGCUGUCUCUGAUGAUUGGCAGUACCACCAAAUCUGUCAAGUCAGUAUUAACGCAGCAGUAAAAUCCCCAAAUAAAAACUUUUUACUCUGAUUUACUUGCAAAAAAAGUUCAAAAGGAUGCUGAGAAAACAGAGUUGGAUUUGAAAACAAUUUGACAUGUUUUUUAGGAGCUUUUUGUAUUUUGUUUUUUUUUUGUAGAUUGUGAUCAAAUCAAGAGAUCUUAAAGGGAUAGUUCAGUGUUUUUAAAGUGAGGUUGUAUUAGGUGCUGUUUCAGGCAGGUUGGUUCCUGUGUCAGUCAACUGUACAGAGAACUGCAUGGUAGCUAGGCCGUGAACCGCUAAAAGUGGGCCAACUGUACCACAUGAUUUAGCCAGUUAAAAGCCUGACCUUAACAGUGUUAUGAAUGUGGACUAAUUUGGGUCAUUAUUCUGCUCUUAAAGGGCCUCUUUGUUUUAUAACUAUUUUCAGAUUUUUGGGGUGCAUAGCAUACAAACAAUAGAGUGGGCAUGAACUGGCUCUAGGGUGGCAGCGCUCACAAAAUACAGCACACACCCUUUCUAUGUAACCAAUGUAUAAAAGUGUGCAAAUGGCUUGGAAGAACCCAUUUAUAGAGCCAGUUGUAAAACGUGAAUCUAGUUGUUAUCAUGGGUUAUAAAAAGUCUGCGUUUCCUGUUGUCUGAACUCGUCGUGAUACUGGUUUAAAGUUAUCACAUCACAGAGACUUGGCAUUAACUGUCCUAUUUUAAUAACCCUAAUGCUGCCUCGGUAGUAUGCCAACAUUCAAAGGGUCUUAUUUAAAAUGAUAAGUGUACAUCUGGUGUGACAGCAGCUGAAUCAUCUCAAAGUCAUUUCAGCUGGAGGUUCAGUAAACAGCACUGAUUGGAAUUUGGCCACUUCAGCCAUCUAAUCUGUCACCAUCAGUCAAUGAGUGAUUUGACUGUCAUAACAUAAGAUAAGAAGACCUUUAUUGAUUCCCAAAGGGGAAUUCAAUUGUCUGGAGUCUCAUGACAUCUACUAUCUAUCGAAGAAUUAAAUAGUCUGAUGGCUGUGGGUACAAAAGAUCUAAAUCUUUCUGAGCUGCAGUAGAGUGAGAGGAACCGUCCUCCACCAUUGGUCCUUUGGUCCAUCAAGGUGAAGUGGGUGAUCCAUGUUCUUUAGAAUAGUCUCCACCUUCUUCAGUUUGCAUUUCUCCACCACAUCCUCAGUUGAACCCAACUUGAUAACAACUACAGAGCUAGCUUGUUUUACCAGUUUGUGCAGACGCCUUACAUGUCUGCAUGUGUACAGGGAGUCAGUAUGCAGUGUAAGACACUUUACUUCAGGAGACUGCACUUAUGGUAUGCUUUCUCAGUCUUCACCAAUAUUUCCAGCUUAUCGCUUUUGUUGGGCGGAGAGUUGACAUUUCCCAUGAUAACUGAUGGAAGAAAGGGUUUAUAUCUCCAUUACUAUUAGCCUGGCUGAGCCAUCCUGUUGCGUGAAUCACUUGCCGUUCCUUCCCAUACUCGCUCCCAACUGGCCGAAGUCCAGACUGUUGUGGGAAGGAACGGCAAGUGAUUCACGCAACAGGAUGGCCCAGCCAGGCUACAUUACUGUAGCCUUCAACUUUGCCUUCAUCUGUGCACCAGCACUGCAACCACGAUAACGCCUCCUGAUGUUCUCUGGGAUUGGAUGUUGUUGUCCAGGUUUGCUCUGUCUCAAUGGAAGAAGCUUUUCUCUUGAGUAAACUCUACUUCCUGCUGAAAUAUCCAUCAGCAGCUGAAAAAAAAACACGACAAAAAUAUGAAAAAAUAGAGCAAAAAUUGCAGAAAAUUCAGAGAGACUAGACUUUGCUGCCACCACUCGGUUUGAGCUCAGAUCCAUGAGUCAGACACAGCCUCGGACAUCUGACCAGACCAGAGCAAAACAGAUGAUAAAAUGUUUGAGCUUUAAGGUCGAUCAUUUAGUACUGACCAACUCAGGGAAUAAAACACAAAAAAUGUGUGUAAAAAUAACACUUAUCUUUUACACUUAAAGGUUCACACAUGCAUUUUUCUCGCUGUAUGGCCACACCCACCUGAAAGAACCAUGUGAAAACAUUCAUUGGAAUCUGCUCACGCCAUGCAGUGCUUGUCAUGUGACCUUUGCAAAAACAUAAGCAGAAGAAGUGAGGUUGCCGCAAAACUGUGCAGCUUAUAAAAUACCUCACCUCAGGUUUUCCACAGUAAUACAUUUCACUGUUAAAACAUGACACAUGUUUAACGAGUGUCUUCUGAUUAAAAGGCUCAUCCUGCUGACUGACGAUCAAGUGUAUGAUUUGCUGUAAAUAUUUAAACUGACACUUGCGUCCUCACACAGGCAUCAAACAAUGAGAAUAUUUAAGUUGUCAUUCUCGUCAGUUUAGGUUUUGUUUCCUUCAUUAAAGGGCAUCAUUAUGAAUAUCAGUCUACUUUUUAUGUAUCAAAAAACUCCUCACAUGAGCUUUAAAUAAGUACAAUUAAAACAAUGUGUGUGGUUUGUGUUUUUAUAUCAGGAUGUGGAGGUUAUGCUGACAACAACUCAGGAGCGGUGUCGACCACAGGCCAUGGGGAGGCCAUCAUGAAGGUUGUUCUUGCCCGACUCAUCCUGUUCCACAUGGAACAAGGUAACACACAAACACACACACUGGCACAUUUGUAAAAUAUGCACACAUGAGAUGCAUGCAGGAGUAGAUUUGCGCUUUGUUAUCUGCGUCCUCUCUUCUGCUCUCAGGUCAGUCAGCAGAGGCAGCGAGUGACUCAGCUCUGGCCUUCAUGAAGUCCAGGGUCGGGGGUCUUGGCGGGGUGGUGACAGUGGACCCUCAGGGUAACUGGGCUGCUCGCUUCUCCAGCAGGCAGAUGGCGUGGGCUGCAGCUCAGAAAGAUAUCCUUCACUAUGGGCUGUACACUGGAGAAGACUUCACACAGAGCAUCGAUGAGCCACACUGA
Molecule: messenger RNA, 18400 nt
Organism: Xyrichtys novacula (pearly razorfish)
Lineage: Eukaryota; Metazoa; Chordata; Actinopteri; Labriformes; Labridae
Source: the annotation of a GenBank genome assembly